AGCCUCCCAUGCCUGUGGGGAUGUGUCCAUUUUGGGGACAAUCUGGAGGAUGAGUGGUUCAUCACCUGGCUGCUGCAGCAGCUCACUCUGCGCAUCCCAGGCUCAACAGCCCGGGUCUGGGACAACGAUGGCGAGUUCUUGCUGAUUGAGGCGGCCUACUCGCUGCCACGCUGGCUCAAGCCAGAGACAUCCACCAACAGGGUCUGGAUUGCUGGGGGCAAGCUGCACAUCGUACCACUGCCAUCAGCUGCUGCUCCCAGCAUCCCAUCCUUCCCCACGCUGACCCAGGCCCUGCAGCUUGUCCGGUCCGAGCAUGCGCAAGCAGCCAUACAGGCGCGGCUGGGUGACUUCCAACCAGGCCGGCACAAGCACAUGCACAGAGCGCGAACUGUUGUUCCUGCUCGGGUGGCUGCUGUACUGGCAGCCGAGCCGCAGCUGAUCGCGCCAGCGGUGGAGGCAUUUCACUACCGGGACUUGGACGACAUGAAGGCGGCUGCUCGCAUGCAGCACUUCCCCCCUCAGGCAUCGCCCUACCUAUAUCUGGAAUGCCAAUGCCUCUAUGCGCAAUUGGAGCAGCAGCAAUUUGAGCCGCCCAAGGGUUAUGCCCUGCCGGCUCCUGAGAGCGCCACUUUCCGUGCCGCGCAGCUCGGCAUGAAACUGACCUGCGGCUUUGAAAUGCUCUACUCCAGACGCGAGCACCAUGCCGACCCCGACAACGGCAAACAGAAAGUGGCAGACAAUCCCAGCUGGAGGGUGUACAAGAGCAGCCUGGAGCGGAAUGGAUACUUCAAGGGGAACAUUCCAGGCUCCCAGCAGCACCGCGAGCUGAUGCAGGCAGCGCUGCAGAGCUUUGUGGCCUCCGAAGCUUACAAAAAGUCCUGUGCAGCCCUAGCAGCGCCCGUCCUGCGCAUGCAGGACAUCCUGCAGCAUCCUCCCUCCAGGGACCAGCUUGAAAAGGGCAUGCAAGGAGCAGAGGACGAGGACAGCUGGAUGAGGGAUGGUGCGGAUGUGCUGGAGAGGGAGCUGGCGGCCAGGCAGACUGAGCGGGAAGCAUCUGCCUCCGGCAAGCCGCUGAGGACUGACUUUGAUCCUGAGGACAUGGCUGAGCGAGUGAAGGCAUUUGUGGCGAAGGAGUCCAGCUUUGAGGGGGCAGAGCUGCCGGCCGCAGCGUCACGCGAAGGGGUCUCAUUCGACGGCAAGCGCUUCUUGACCGAGCUGGGCGCAGCUCUGGGGAUGCAGCCGGGGGACGCCGACCCCUUCUUGCAGGACCUGGCCUCGGACAGCGAGGACGAGGGCAGCUCCUUUUUUGGCGGCGCCAGCGAGGACGCUGAUGUCAGCAGCAAUGACGACGAUGAUGCAAGCGCCGAGCCCGACGCGCCAAACGUGUACCGGGCGCAGCGUGCAGAACGUUCCCACAACGGCCGCGUGCUCCCUGAGAGCGGCCAGCCCAGCAACAGCGCAGAAGCAGCCGCGCAGCGGAGCAUGGAUUCUAGCUCUCGAGCGGCAUGCGAAGACGUGGAAGAGGAAGAAGAGGAGCUAAGGCCGGUGGACAUAGAUCUGAACCUGGUGCAGAAUCUGCUGGCGUCGUACUCUGGGCAGCAGGGGCUGCCUGGCCCGGUCAGCAACCUGAUGGGGCUCAUGGGCCUGCACCUGCCGGAUGAC
Molecule: messenger RNA, 1662 nt
Organism: Coccomyxa subellipsoidea C-169
Lineage: Eukaryota; Viridiplantae; Chlorophyta; Trebouxiophyceae; Coccomyxaceae
Product: SGT1-domain-containing protein
Exons: 8
Cellular component (GO): nucleus
Source: RefSeq, a predicted model, not a curated record